AUGCCGUCGCAAAGCGGCUUCAGCGUUCUACCGCCUCCGCCGCGAUACCCCGGAGUCGGCGGCUAUGGAGUCGGCGGCCUGGGUGGCAUUGUGCCACUUGUUGAGACAAAUAACACAAUAGAGAAGCCGACAGGGUCGGAGUGGCAAUUUCUCGUCGGAGAAGGCACCUACGUCCUCAGAGACGAUCUCUCUCUGGCAACGCCUCCUCCGCACCCUUCCGAAGCCCCCAUAGUGAACCCGAACCCCUUGGCGACAAAUCCACAGCCUGCCAGCUCCGGAACCAAACUGUCACUUGUCAGCCUCCACCCCAAACCACCGCCAUUUGUCUACAGAGGGGCUGCAGCUUCGUCGUUUGGCGGACUAGCGAGCCUAGAUGGAUCCAACGAUCUUCGGUACUCCACGGAAGGCGGCAUGAGCAGUGAAGACGGCCGAGCGACCUCUAACAGCGACAAUUACGGUCCACAGGUUGCUGUCGGCUCUGCUGCACCAGCAUUUGGAUAUGGCAAUAUGGCCCUGACGACAGCUGUCACCAAGGACGUCAACAAGAGAAAGAAGCCAAAGAACAAUGUCACAAAGAGCAACUCGUCAUUCAUCUCUAGGGUUAUUGUCAGUGACAGCUUAAGUCGGCGGCUCACAGACCGGCCCAGUGACGGCAUCUUUGCCUUUGCCAACAUCAAUCGAGCUUUUCAAUGGCUGGACAUGUCAUCAUCCACCAAGGCAUGUCGUCAGGAAUACCUCGUCAAGAUUCUCUUCACGAAAGCUCACUGCUUGUGCCACGACGUAAACAAGUCUACAAAGGGCGCUUCCCACCUCGAUGUCGUUAUGGGCUUCUCAACUGGAGAGAUUAUCUGGCUAGAACCCAUCUCACAGCGUUAUACCCGACUAAAUAAGAAUGGUGUCAUCAACAAUACGCCGGUGGCACACGUGAAUUGGCUUCCCGGGUCCGAGAACCUCUUCCUCGCAGCACACAUGGAUGGCUCGUUGAUUGUCUAUGAUAAGGAGAAGGAGGAUGCGGCAUUCACGCCUGAAGACGAGGCUUCUUCCAACGGAGGCUCCGAUGCCGGCGACGCAACAAAUGGAACUACGCCUGGCAUUAGCAUGGUUAUUCGCAAAUCGGUGCACUCCAAGAACCAGAAGAUAAACCCGGUGGCAGCUUGGAAGCUGUCAAAUCAGCGCAUACAUGCUUUUUCGUUUUCGCCCGACCACAGGCACUUGGCUGUUGUGUCUGAAGACGGAACUUUGAGGAUCAUUGACUAUCUCAGAGAAGAGCUUCUUGAUCUCUUCUUUUCGUAUUAUGGCGGCUUCUCCUGUGUGACAUGGACGCCAGAUGGCAGAUACGUUCUGACAGGUGGGCAGGACGACCUGAUUUCGAUUUGGUCUAUGGCAGAUAAAGCAUUGGUUGCACGAUGUCAAGGUCACGAAUCGUGGGUCGCUGCACUGGCAUUUGACCCAUGGCGCUGUGAUGAUCGUAACUAUCGCUUCGGUAGUGUCGGCGAAGACGGGCGACUAUGCCUGUGGGAUUUCUCGGCAGUGAUGCUGCACCGCCCCCAAACAAACCGACACCGGAGCUCUAUUUCUUCGCAUGUCGGGCUACCAGAGCGCGUCAGUAGCUACGACAGCAACGAGAGCCCCGGAAUUGCGCAUGCCGUGGAGCCGCGGGCACGCAUCCCGAUGCUGCCCCCAGUUAUGACCAAGGUUAUUGACAAGCAUCCGCUUUGCUUCCUCGAGUUCACCGAGGAUGCCAUCAUCACCAGCUGCAAGAAUGGCCACAUUAGAACGUGGAACAGACCGGGCAUGGGAGCCGCAGUGGAGCCGAAAUCCUCGGAGGCGGCUUCGUCAUAG
This is a messenger RNA of Beauveria bassiana ARSEF 2860, 1842 nucleotides long. Its product is annotated as WD domain-containing protein. Gene Ontology annotation, biological process: carbon catabolite repression of transcription. Gene Ontology annotation, molecular function: protein binding. NCBI's taxonomy places the organism in Eukaryota, Fungi, Ascomycota, Sordariomycetes, Hypocreales, Cordycipitaceae. The record is from RefSeq and is a predicted model, not a curated record. Gene Ontology annotation, cellular component: cell tip; cell division site; nucleus. The coding region runs from base 1 to 1842 and encodes 613 amino acids. The transcript has 8 exons.